GGGGUUUAAAGGAGGGUGUGUCCCUCUCCCACAGCUCCGUCAGUGUGUUCCUCCGCUCACUGUGUCCUCCCUCACCGUCUGCUUCAGUCGUUCCCGACCCGCUUACUGCAGGCCCGGUGAUGUUGGACAGCCGGUGACAGCUCAGCCUCUGCAGGAGUCUCCGUUUUUCCGGCUCGGUUCCCUUCUUUAAACACUGCACAGACCAGGAGUCCAUCCGCGGUUCUGAGUUUCCUCCAGCAUGGGGGACGUGAUAUCCAGUCACCUGGAUGAGGGCAGGCGCGAGCUGAUCUCAGCUCAGACCAGGGAGGUGAUGGGGGAGUUUGGCCGUCUGUAUGAGCAGCAGUAUGCCGUGGCUCUCUUCAACAAAGUUCGCUUUGACAUAGAAGGAGGAGCUGGCCCACAACCUCAGCUGCUACACCGCAAGAUUCCUUUGGAAAACAAAUCAAUUUUCUCUGGCUCGCUCUUUCACUAUCUGGAGGAGAACAAGAAAUGGAGGAACCGCUUCGUCUUUGUUCCAGACUCCUACAACCUCAACUUUUACGACAGCAAAGCAGCCCACGACAGACACCUCCACCCCAAAGGAACCAUCAACUGUGCCGGCUACAAAGUGCUGACCUCCGUGGAGCAGUACCUGGAUCUGUUCAGCAGCAGCAGCCUGCCUGGUAUGGAAGCCAAGGUGGGAAGCUCCCCCUUCCUGAAGUGUGCCACCCAGUUCCCUCUGAUCCUCUGGCACCCGUACGCCCGGAGCCAGUCCUUCUGUGUGGUGACGGAGGCGGAGCAGAGGAAGUGGCAAGCCGUGCUCCAGGACUGCGUCAGACACACUAAUGAUGGUUUGACAGAGGACAAUAAAGUACAAACUCCAGCCUUCACUGAUGCAGUACGACUCUAUCGCCAAGCUCAAGGGCACUAUGGCACUUGGGAGAUGAUGUGUGGUGUACCAUCACAGAUCCUGGCUAACCUGGUGAUGGAGGGCCUCCUCCCGGAGUUGAGGGAGCUCAUCUCCCCCCGCCUCAAAGGCAAGCUACACGAGAGGCAGAGAAACUGGAUGCUGAUCAGUGAUGCAGUGUACAGCCUGGUGCAGGGGCAGUGCCAGGCCCAGUAUCAGGCGGUGGUGCAGAAGUGUGAGGCAGCCUGCUCCUCUCUGGAGGCGUCCAUACGGUGCGACAUGGACCAGAUCAUCUCCUCCAAGGAGCACGUCAGCAACAAGAUCAGAGAGGUGGUCCUCCCAAAGGCUGAGAAGCUGCUGAAGGUGAGCAUCCAGCCCUACAUCAGCUCCAUCCUGGACGCCCUGAUGGAGCCCACCAGCCGAGGUUUCUCUGAGGUCCGCGACGUGUUCUUCAGAGAGCUGGUGGACAUGAGCAAGAACUCUCUGAACAACGGCACCAAGGAGGCCGUAGCACAGCACAUGGAGAAGAUCUCCAUGCUGGCCUUCCACCCGGUGAAGAUGCAGAGCUGCUAUGAGAAGGUGGAGCCGCUGAGUCUGGAGGGUCUGCAGCAGAGGUUUGACGUGUCCAGCCCCUCAGUGUUUGUCCAGAGGGCCCAGAUCCUUAUGAGAGAGCAAAUGGACCAUGCAGUAUAUACAUUUGAGCAGAUUCUCCACCAGAGUCUGGAGUCUCAGGGUACAGAGGAGCUCUGUAAGGCCAUCCAGCGCUGCCAGGACAGAGUCAUUAAGAAAUUUGACUAUGACAGCAGCACAGUGAGGAAGCGUUUCUUCCGCGAGGCUCUGCUGCAGAUCUUCAUCCCCUACAUGCUGAAGCAGCUCAGCCCGGCCUGCGGCUCGGAGCUGCCGCGUUUCCGAGAGCUGAUCUUCGAGGACUUCUCUCGUUUCAUUCUGGUGGAGAACAUCUUUGAAGAGGUGGUGCUGCAUUCGGUCAUGAAGAACAUCAUGAUGGCUGUGAAGGAGGUGGCGGUCCAGAGGAGACACAAUCUCUACAGGGACAGCAUCGUCCUCGGCAACAGCGACCCCAGCCUGCACCUGCUCGGAGAAAACCCCUCCAUCGACUGGACCGAGGAGUACGGAGGAGCCCAGGAAGAGGCGGAGCCAGCAGGCCAGGCCAUUGAGGAGGAGGAGGGGGGGGAGUCUCAGAGGAGGAGGAGGAGGAUGAAGCAGGUGGUCUCCAUGAUCCAGGUGGAGGGCUCCCCAGUGCUGCCCAACGAGUCCUGCAUGGAGGUGCCCAGUGUCGACGACAUCCUGGAGGAGAAGGAUAGAGUUUUUGAGGAGAACUCCGAUGAGCACGACCAGGAUAGAUCUGCAAGUCCCAGCGCUUCAGAGAAUGUGACAUCUGUGGAUGAAGAGAAAGCUAAACCAGAGGAGCAGGGCAGAGAAGAAGUCCCACUGAAGCUCCAAUCAGCUGGAGAGGAGAACAGCCGACCCAUGGGGGAGCCACAACUGCCAUGCAACCAGGAGGAGGCGCCAGAGGAGGCGCCAAAGGAGGCAUCAGAGGAGGCGUCAGGGGAGGUGCCAGAGGAGGCAUCAAAGGAUGCGUCAAAGGAUGCGUCAGAGGAGGCGUCAGAGGAGGCGUCAGAGGAGGCGUUACCCCCGCCCCCACCGCCUGAGGAAAGCCUACCUGGAGCCAUGGACACAGACCCAGAGGGCCCCCCGGAGCCAGCAGACCUCCCCCUGCCUCCACACGACAACAGUGAGGAGGCAGAGGGACAGGAGGAGGAGCACCCUGAGGGGAGGGCGAUGAGUGUUGCCGCAGAAACAGAGACCAGUGAUGAAUGAGCUCCAUUUGAACUGGAUACUGCUAUGUUCGGUUUUUAGUUUUUAUUUGACAAAUAUUAAAUGAUACUUCUUUUGGUUUUAACUCCAGGCACAGUAAUCACAGAUCAGCACAUCCUUUUCACCAAGCAGGGCUCAGUUUUUAUCGUCAUAUUAUUAAACACGCUUUUUCAGAAUAAUUUUCACAACUAUCCAGCUGACAGAAAAUCCUCAGCAGAUUCUGAGCUUUCGGUCAACAUAAAUUCCUCACUUGACUUUCUCUUUACCUGGUAUGAAUGAGCACAGUGGACGACCGGGGGUCCGUUAUGGUGGGUUAUGGUAUGUUGUGUUGUGUUGAGUGACAGGCUGCAGGGACACCCCAGUUUAGGUGCCUUCGGUGAAAUAUGUUAAUUGGUAUAGUUCUUGAGUUCAUAAAAAAAAAAAAUCAUUUUCUCGAAUGUGGAACAUUAAUUCCUUAAUUGUGUCAAAGUACUUGCUGGCAUCUAAAGACAGGACCACUUGUGUUGGUGGCAAAAACACAAAAGACAAAUCUAGCUUUUGUAUAUUAUGUAUAAAUAUUAUGGACCCGGGACCUACCAAGUUUUCCUUUUACAUUUGAUAUAGUUUUGUAAGUGCCUUAUCAGAUCGAUCUUUAUUUAUUGUUAUGUAUCCCUUUUUUUCACCAAUGAUUUUUUUACUCUUGUGUGAUUCAAAUUACUUUCAAUGAUGAUAAUAAUAAAUCAUUAUCAAUUUA
Molecule: messenger RNA, 3455 nt
Organism: Trematomus bernacchii (emerald rockcod)
Lineage: Eukaryota; Metazoa; Chordata; Actinopteri; Perciformes; Nototheniidae
Gene: niban2b
Product: niban apoptosis regulator 2b
Exons: 14
Coding region: 239-2725 (828 amino acids)
Source: RefSeq, a predicted model, not a curated record